GCUGGUCUUCUGGACAUCAAUGAGAAGGAGACUAUGCAACAUCUUAACCAGCGACUAUCUUCCUAUCUUGAAAAGGUUCAUUCCCUGGAGCAAGAGAAUGCUCAGUUGGAGAGAAAUAUUUGUGACUGGUAUGCCAACAAUGCACCAAAUAAUUUGCCAGAUUCCAGUCAAUACUUUAGAACCAUCCAGGAUCUCCAAAAUAAGAUCUUUUCCAUCAAUGUGAAUAAUGCACAAGUUGUCCUGCAAAUAGAUAAUGCACAGUUGGCAGCAGAUGAUUUGAGAAACAAAUAUGAAAUUGAGCUCAGUUUGAGAAGUAAUGUUGAAGCAGAUGUUAGUAGCCUUCGUAAAGCCUUGGAAGAGCUUAACAUGCAAAGACAAGAUUUGGAGAUACAAGUUCGAUGCCUUCAAGAGGAGCUUUUACAAUUAAAGAGCAAUCAUGAAGAGGAGGUGACCACUCUGAUGGCUCAACUGGGUGCUAGAGUCAACGUGGAAGUUGAUGCCGCUCCUUCUGUAGAUUUAAAUAAAGUCCUAUCUGAGGUUAGACAACAAUAUGAGAACCUGAUGGAGAGGAACCUCAGAGAGGUUGAGAGCAUAUUCCUUGCAAGGAGUGCAGAACUGAACCGUGAAGUUUCCUCUGGUGCUGAACAUCUACAGUCAGUUAGUAAUGAACUCAUAGACCUAAGACGCUCGGCUCAGUCCCUGGAAAUUGAGCUGCAGAGUCAACUGAGUUUGAAAUCAGCCAUGGAAAGCACUUUGGCAGAAACAGAAGCCACGUUUGGUUCCCAGCUUUCUCAGUUACAAGCAAUGAUUGAUAACAUCGAAGCUCAGCUUGGCCAGAUACGCUCUGACCUUGAACAUCAAAACAUUGAAUACAAAAUCCUUAUGGAUCAGAAGACCCAUCUGGAGAUGGAGAUCGCCACCUACAAACAAUUGCUAGAUGGCCAUGACAUACACGUUCCACUUCACCAUGGCACAGAACAUAAAGACAAGCUUCUGCAAAGCAAGUGCUAG
This is a messenger RNA of Bufo gargarizans (Asiatic toad), 1011 nucleotides long. Its product is annotated as keratin, type I cytoskeletal 42-like. The record is from RefSeq and is a predicted model, not a curated record. NCBI's taxonomy places the organism in Eukaryota, Metazoa, Chordata, Amphibia, Anura, Bufonidae. The transcript is spliced from 8 exons. Gene Ontology annotation, molecular function: structural molecule activity. The coding region runs from base 34 to 1011 and encodes 325 amino acids.